Penicillium waksmanii is the source of this 357-nucleotide messenger RNA. RefSeq lists its product as uncharacterized. The transcript is spliced from 3 exons. The record is from RefSeq and is a predicted model, not a curated record. Bases 1 to 357 code for a protein of 118 amino acids. Lineage: Eukaryota; Fungi; Ascomycota; Eurotiomycetes; Eurotiales; Aspergillaceae.
AUGCAUCUGGCAUCUCGUUGCGCACCCCAGAUUCCCAAACCCGACUAUCGGUGGGACGGAACGGAGCCGGCCCAGGCUGGGGGACAGCGCCAAGUGAGCUUGCAUCCCGAGACGAGACAGAGGGCCGAUCAUUUCUAUUCGACGGCAUCGCCGGUAGGUUACACCGGUGUCCUGAUCCUGCGACCCGCAAAGAAGUGGCGUGCAGCGUACAGUUCACAAUUCAGCAGUAUCAAGAUAUCGUGGAAGCAGAAAUUUCCUUCACUGCCCUCCCUAAAACGCUGGAUAAACCUCGGUGAACUUCCGCGUGGAGAGGCGUUUUGUGCCGCGAAUGCCAAGAAGCCACUCCACGAGGGGUGA